Molecule: messenger RNA, 717 nt
Organism: Strongyloides ratti
Lineage: Eukaryota; Metazoa; Nematoda; Chromadorea; Rhabditida; Strongyloididae
Exons: 2
Coding region: 1-717 (238 amino acids)
Source: RefSeq, a predicted model, not a curated record
AUGGGAAUAGAGGAACGAGAUUAUCGUAGAAGAUCAGAUGCAUAUUCUCACAGAGAUUAUUCUCGAUCCAGGGAUGACCGCCGCGACAGAGAUGAAGAACGUUACAGAAGACCAGAAAGGGAUCGUUAUGAUGACUCGAGGUAUCGCGAUUCAAGAUCAUGUGUCAGGGAAAGAAGUUCUGAUCGUCAUAGGAGUAACAGAGAUUAUGACUAUUCAUCACGAAAUGACAGAUAUGAUGAUAGAAGCCGGAGAAGAGAUGAUGACAGGUAUCCAAGGAGUUCAAGAUAUGAAGAUUCAAGAGGUGGUGGCCGUUAUUCUGAUAGAAGAACACCAGAUAGAGGCAGUGAUAGAUAUUCAAAUUCUAGGAAAAGUGGACGUUUCAGCGAUGAUAGACCAUCACGUGGAUCUUUUAGGGGACGUGGCGCACCUAGAGGUCGUGGUGGUAGAGGCGGUGGACGUGGGAACGCUAUAACACUUCAUAGUCUUGUAUUAGAAGAUUUACAUAAAGAAUGUAGUGCUGUAGACUUAAUGCGAUAUGGUUUGAUUAAUGUUGGUAUGCCAGAUGUUGCAGAUGUUCUUGGUGAUGGCACCGGAGUUAUUGGAUAUCAUGACCGUGUCAAAUUCGAUGAAGUUAAAGUUAUUCUUGAGAAAGAGAGGAAAAUACCAAUGUUAAAUGGUGGAUAUUCUGGCUUGACUGUUGUAAAAGAACAUUCUUAG